This is a messenger RNA of Felis catus (domestic cat), 2527 nucleotides long. Its product is annotated as olfactory receptor 52Z1-like. Gene Ontology annotation, molecular function: olfactory receptor activity; G protein-coupled receptor activity. The coding region runs from base 1562 to 2518 and encodes 318 amino acids. Gene Ontology annotation, biological process: G protein-coupled receptor signaling pathway. The record is from RefSeq and is a predicted model, not a curated record. NCBI's taxonomy places the organism in Eukaryota, Metazoa, Chordata, Mammalia, Carnivora, Felidae. Gene Ontology annotation, cellular component: membrane. The transcript is spliced from 4 exons.
AGAGAUACAGAACACCAGCCCAUGAAACAAAAUGUGACUAUUUGGCCAGACUACCUAUGAUUCCCCAAAUUCUGUGAGAUCAAGAAAAUUAUGUGGUCCAUCCCAGUUCAUUAUAAGAUGGGAAUCAUUUACCUUGGAUCAGGGACAAGUGGGCCAGAAGACACAAGCACAAGCCAGUGUUCCAGGUCGCCACAUCGACUAUCACUCCUAAUACCUCCACUUCUCCCUCAAGUCACAUCUGUUGUCCGAUAAUAGUUACUUAUGACCGGCUAAAGGAGAAAGAAAUACGUCUAGACUGAUUGAGUAAAACAGACUGCCUCUACACUACAGUAGCACUCAGGAGUGUCCUUGGCAGAUAAAAGUGAAGGGAAACGCACCUGAGAUUUGGAACUUCCAGCAAAAGCAAAUGUGCCCAAUAGUUACAGCUUCAGGAGGUGUACCCGAUCAUCCUUUGGUGUUUAAAAAGAAGUGACCUGCGGUAAGAAUAUAUGUAGACUCCCAGAAAUUUAUGAAAGACUAAUUGUUCAGGAGGUUGGACAGAGAAGUAAUGAAACACUGGAGGAAAGUGUUCUGUAGAAGAGACAUACAUCUGACCCAAAGCAGAGGACACCCGCGUGAACGUGUUUGUGUUUACAGUUAAUGUCCACCGGAGAGCUUCAAGCAUGGAAGGAGGAAGCAGAAUGGUGUGGCCAGAAGUCAUCCUCUGUCAUCGGUCACCCUCAGUGUUGGAACGAGUGUGAAACGUAUGCAGUAGACAUGAGGGUAGAGAUGGAAGUUGUGCAUGAAUCCAACUGUGUGGGUCCCCACACACCAGGGCUACUGUCAUCGUUGCUGCUGAAUGUGCAGCCUUCCAGAAACAGAGCUGAUGUGGACACCAACCAGCCACUUAGUGUCAGGUUAAUUACAAUGGACCUCUUUUGCCCUGAAAGAGUCAGCAAUUCAUCAUGAUUGGAGUUGAUUGUAUUCAGUCAGUUACUUUAUGGAAUUGCCUUCUCUGUUUUUAGGACCUCAGCAAACAAAAGUAACUGAAGGUUUACAAAGCAAUUGAUCCUCCCAGAUAGGAUCUCAUCCAACUUUGUAGCCUGGAGGUGCAGCUCUGGGCUAGUGGUCAUGGCACCUGUUAGUCUUCUUACAUAUCACAUGACCCAGAAGCUGUAGGCCUACAAGCAAUGGAACAGCCUUGGAAGGUGCUGCUGAAUUGCUAGUUAGGAGGUGAUACCAGCGGAGAUUGGAUGGCUUCCUCCAGGAGACGGCAAAUGCCCUAAAUCAGCGGAUGGAGGUCUGCAGUGCCCCCAGAUCAGUUUUUCUAUAAAGUCUGACUACCUAACUUGGUUGGCAUUGUGGAUAAGAAGCUGGAAGAUCCAGCCCAUUUGUCUCUGCUUCCAUUUGACAGCGAGUCAUUGUAGAGGCAGCUCACACCCUGAGCAGCGAGAGCGGCCUGGCCAGGCUCCUUCCUCAGGAAGCACACUCAGCCUCUCAACAUCAAGACAUUGUGGCUUUGAAUUGUGCUUCUGAGUAUCUGUGCAACCUAAGUGUCCAGUGUCAGAGGACAGAGUAAAAGAUGACAAUCUCUUCAAACCACACCAACCUUAGAGAUAUUUGGUAUACCAUGACUGGGAUCCCAGGACUGGAAUAUGCACACAUAUGGAUCUCCAUUCCCAUCUGUUUCAUGUACAUAGUUUCUGUUUUAGGCAACACCUUCUUAUUAUUCCUGAUCUUCACUGAACGCAGUCUUCAUGAACCCAUGUACCUUUUCUUGUCCAUGUUAUCCCUGGCAGAUAUCUUUCUCUCCACAGUCACCACACCAAAGAUGCUAGCAAUCUUCUGGUUCCAAGAUGGGGGUAUUUCUUUUGGUUGCUGUGUGUCCCAAAUGUUUUUUCUCCACUUCAUCUUUGUGGCAGAGUCUGCCAUAUUGCUGGCCAUGGCAUUUGACCGCUAUGUAGCCAUCUGCCAUCCACUAAGAUAUACUACAAUUCUAACCCCCUCAGUCAUUGGAAAAAUGGGCAUUGCCUCUGUGAUCAGGAGUUUCUUCAUCUGCUUCCCCUUGGUUUUUCUGGUUUAUCGGCUUGCUUACUGUGGGAGGAAUAUUAUUCAUCACUCAUAUUGUGAACAUAUGGGCAUUGCCAGGCUAGCCUGUGAUAGCAUCAAAAUCAACAUCUACUAUGGGGUGAUUGUGGCCCUAUUUUCUACAUGCCUGGAUGUGGUGUUUAUCAUUGUUUCCUAUGCCCUUAUACUCUGUACUGUUUUUAGAAUUCCUUCCCAAGAUGCCCGACUCAAGACUCUGGGUACUUGUGGCUCCCAUGUCUGUGUUAUCCUGCUGUUCUAUACUCCAGCCUUUUUUUCAUUCUUUGCUCACCGAUUUGGGGGCCACCAUAUACCACUCCAUGUACAUAUCCUCCUUGCCAAUCUUUAUGUGGUGGUACCACCCACUCUCAAUCCCAUCAUUUAUGGAGUUAAGACCAAGAAAGUUCAGGAGAAGUUUGUCCAUGUCUUUUCUGUGAGCAAUAAAUUCUGCUGAUGUAGACUA